Messenger RNA from Penicillium bovifimosum, 1794 nucleotides. RefSeq names its product LipA and NB-ARC domain protein. Bases 1 to 1794 code for a protein of 597 amino acids. The record is from RefSeq and is a predicted model, not a curated record. NCBI's taxonomy places the organism in Eukaryota, Fungi, Ascomycota, Eurotiomycetes, Eurotiales, Aspergillaceae. The transcript has a single exon.
AUGUCUGGAUAUUUGAAACCCGAAUACCCACCCGAUUCCUUUCGGAUCUCCCGGAAACCCGUGUCAAACCCGAACUUGCGAGCUACGGCACAUGCCGAUCAGCGGGAAGCAACUCAUGCAAGUACCCCUGCUCUGGUGCCACCCCCAUUAUCACGACCCCCGUCCUAUACAGAGCUUUAUGGACCACCUUCUCAACCUGUAAGUCGUGAGCCGCUGCCGAGACCGCGGACGGCGGGACCAACUGCAUCUCCGACUCCCCCACCGCCAACGCCUGUGCAAAAAGCAUUCGGCGAUGCGAGGCAUUUCCUGGGCGGUCUAAUCAACCAUCCAACGGAAUCAAACAAACAUGUCACUAUCUUGCGACAUUCUCAUGGCCUGGUCUUCUAUCGUGGGCCGACUACUUCUGUCGCGAUAACAAUCUUCUCUGAUGCCCCCUUGCCGUCGGACCGGACUCUGUGGCUGCAGAGUAAAGGGUGGACGGGCAAGACUGGCAUGCAGUUCAAAUCGCUGCUCCGGCUUCGAGAUAGCUGGCUGGAUGUGACUCCAGGUAUGCCCUUGAGGGCGGAACAGAUACCACCAGAUGAUGAACGAGCUUGGCAACGCGACAUCAAGAAAUUUCAAAAGAAGGCCCCGCCCCGCGCCCGAAAUCCACAUCAGCUGCGGGAGACUGCCGUUGUGCGGAUUCCCGCUGAAGGAGGCGAUGGUUAUUUCCAGCUUGUGCUUUGCCAAGGUCCCAAGAAGAAAGUGCUUGGCAACAGCCCGGUAUUCCGAGUGCUCUCCACGUCCACUGCGCCCAGUUCUAUCCGUGGCGCGAGCUUGGCCACCCUACCCUUAGAGGUCGGGGCAAUGGUAGUGAGUGUGUAUGCUCAAACGGCAGCGCGAGCGGCGGCAGGUCCAGCCGCCAUGGCCAUUCAGGCCAAAGCUGCUCCCUUCCGUCCAAAAUGGGUUACCAAGACUGCCGUUAAAAAAGUCUACUCGGCCAGUGGUGUCCAGAACCGUGUGGGUGGUAUUAUCAAUGGCUCAUAUGGCCCCAUCGGACGCUCCCAGCAAAACAAAGCAGCACCAGAACUCAUUGGAGACGGUCCGGUCUCCAUUGAGGUCGGUCCCCAGCCGCCGUUCCCUAUGACGUUCAAAGCUCGUUGUGCAGUUGGGCAACCUCCGUCUCCAGACACCGUCGACGACCUCCCCAGAUUGAGCUUGAUUAAAAUACCCGACUGGGUGACGUUUCAGUUGAGAGGGUACUUCUUUGGCUGGGCUCGUUUCGACAUGGGGUCUAGCCAAGGCUCCCCGGCCGGGUCAUGGUGUCCAGCUAUCUUGUCUGUGCGGGCGCUGGAUCCCCUUCAGGCUGAACGAGUCGAUCUAGCCCAGAUUGCGAGGCGGGUGGUCGCAAUUCGCCUUCUCGAGCAGGUUCCUGUCCAAUCAACCAAAAUCGAGAUCCGAGUCUUGGGCUAUCUUCGCGCCGAGAUGCCACCACCUACCGGAAGUACAAGCAAAGAACUUGCCGAUGCGCAAGCGGCAGCUGCAGAGGCGGCUAUUUUGACCGAUAUAUACGAUGCAUCUGUUGUACAGGAGACUCUGGCCCAUCCGGCGUGGGCUGCAGAACACACGGCUGCGCCAGACACCCAGCAGAUGCCCAGUUGGAUUGAUCGCACUGUUGGUGGAUGUACCAAUAUCAUCGAGCGCGGACAGAAGUUCGUAGAGCAAGUCCCAUUACACUUGGUUGGAGUUCGCUCAAUGGGUGACGAGCUCAGAGAGAGCCAGGUGGCCGUCAACGGGUUUUACAUUGUCCGCUAA